Messenger RNA from Bipolaris sorokiniana ND90Pr, 711 nucleotides. RefSeq lists its product as uncharacterized. The transcript has 4 exons. Bases 1 to 711 code for a protein of 236 amino acids. NCBI's taxonomy places the organism in Eukaryota, Fungi, Ascomycota, Dothideomycetes, Pleosporales, Pleosporaceae. The record is from RefSeq and is a predicted model, not a curated record.
AUGGGUGCCUGGGGCUACUGUCUCUUCCAGUCCGAUCAUGACUUCGACAUGCUCGGUGAGAUGAGCCACGAAGCCGGCCUUACCAAACUCGAGGAAGACGCCCAAGCUCGUGCAAAAGCAGAAGGUAAGAGCGACAAGGAAGUGAAUUCCAUCUGCUAUACCAUCUACGGCAACGAUUGCUCAGAUCCUGAGCUUGUUCGCAAGCACCUCGAUUCAGGCGUCCUUGUCGACAUGAUUGCAAAGAAGGAAUCGAAGAUGCUAUCUAAACUCACCGGAUCCCUGGAUCAGAGGCUCGAUUACUUGGCUCGGGAUCCUUACUACGCAUACCUUCCUGACGCUUGUGUUAGCAUGCUGAAGAAAGUCUACAUUGAGGGUGGGCUCAUGCCGGAUGCGCAACGUCAGAUGAGGAGGGCACUCUUUGGUCCGGGUGGCUACAAGAAUGGUUUUCGUUCGUUGAAUGUCCUCAGCCCAGGUGGCCUCUUCGAGACCGGUAUGACCACAUCGACAACGUCUCUGAUCUUGAAAGAACUUCGGGCACAGCUCAACGAGCCUGAUGCAUGCGGUGGUUGUGGUGCGGAGCACAGAGCUGAUGGCAAGGCUCUAUUUAUGUGUUCCAAGUGCCACAAUCGAAAGUACUGCUCCAUCGAAUGCCAGAAGAAGUCCUGGAAGGUCCACAGGAAGGUGUGCGUGCCUCCAAAGGCUUCUGCCUAG